Messenger RNA from Anoplophora glabripennis (Asian longhorned beetle), 1472 nucleotides. RefSeq names its product putative methyltransferase NSUN6. Gene Ontology annotation, biological process: RNA methylation. NCBI's taxonomy places the organism in Eukaryota, Metazoa, Arthropoda, Insecta, Coleoptera, Cerambycidae. The coding region runs from base 77 to 1423 and encodes 448 amino acids. Gene Ontology annotation, molecular function: methyltransferase activity; RNA binding. The transcript is spliced from 7 exons. The record is from RefSeq and is a predicted model, not a curated record.
UGGUCCUUAGAAAAAAAUAUAUAAUUCCGUAAUUUACAUGUUUUUUUCUUUUUCUUUAUGAACUAGGGUUGAAACAAUGCCAUACCCAGAUACUCCUUUUGAAGAUAAUUUUAAUUCAAGCCUUAUCAUUGGUUUGAAUGAGGAAGAAUACAGCACUGCGAUUUUAAAAGAUCAUUUUGAGAAAACCUCGAAGUGGCUGUGUUCUUCCCCAAAAAUAACUUCGUACAGAGUAAAUUACUUAAAAAGUAAUAGUGAAGAGGUAUUAGAAAUGACGCGCAAGUAUAUUUCCAAGGUUUUAGGUACAAAUUCAGUAAUAGUAGAAAAGCAUCUUUUAAUUCCCAAUGUAAUUGUUAUACAGCAUGAUCUCGAAAAGAAAAUAUUGGAAAAAUAUGAUAAAGAGGUUGUAGUAGAUGUAGAUUGCGCCUCAGCAGUCUUACGAGGAGCUCAUAUUUACGCCCCAGGAGUUUUAGCUAUGAUGUCAGGUACUCAAGUAGGUGAUAAAAUAAGUAUAUACGCUGAUUCUAAGAAAAAAUGUAAGAGGGGACUACAAAAAUUGUACGAAGACAAUGGUAAAAUUUUUAUUGGUAAUGGAGAGUCAAAGAUGGUACGACAUGAAUUGUUCGGGGAAAAUUUGGCACUGAGUGGCGUAGCAGUACAGGUAAUCGAUACAAUAUCGGGUUGUCCAUCACUAGGGGACAAUUUUCUACCACCUGGUUUAGCAUUGUUACAAAACUUGCCUUCAAUAUUAUGCGUCUAUGCCCUGGAACCUCAGCCAUCUGAAAAAAUUCUCGAUAUGUGUGCUGCCCCGGGUAACAAGACCACUCAUAUAGCUGAAUUGAUGCGAAAUAAGGGAGAUGUAGUGGCCAUUGAUAAAACUUUAAAGAAAACUAACCAAUUGAAAAAUCGUUGUGCAGAAUUUGGUGCCAAAGCGCACAUAUUUGACGCUGAUUCUACUAAAAUAUAUUCUGACGAUUCAGUGAGAAAAUGUGUUGAAAAUGGUCCACCUUUUUCGUCAGAAACGUUCGACAGAAUUUUACUUGACACCCCUUGUAGCGUUCUUGGAAAAAGGCCACAACUGGUCAAUAGUACAUCGGAAAAAGUGAUUAGGUCUUAUGUGCCGUUACAGAGAAAAUUGUUCAAGACGGCUGUGAAGCUUCUCAAAGUGAACGGAACUUUAGUUUACAGCACCUGUACUAUAACUUUAGCGGAAAACGAAGGUAUGGUUGCUUGGGCAUUGAAGACGUUCGAUUGUUUGGAACUUGUUAAACCCAAACUGUGUCUGGGAGGUCCUGGAUGGGAAGGUACGUCCUUAAAAGAGGAGCAAAGACUUUUGGUACAAAGAUUCGGACCGGACCAGCCAGUCGAUUCUGUUGGAUUCUUUUUUGCUUGUUUUGUCAAAAAAUCUAGUUGUGAAAACCAUUGAUUUAUAGUAGAUUGAUGACAUAUUAUUUAAUAUACAAAUUUUUAAUCAA